Phascolarctos cinereus (koala) is the source of this 1707-nucleotide messenger RNA. RefSeq names its product coenzyme Q10B (gene COQ10B). The record is from RefSeq and is a predicted model, not a curated record. Lineage: Eukaryota; Metazoa; Chordata; Mammalia; Diprotodontia; Phascolarctidae. Gene Ontology annotation, biological process: cellular respiration. Gene Ontology annotation, molecular function: ubiquinone binding. Gene Ontology annotation, cellular component: mitochondrion.
GUUCAGAGCCGUGCUCCCCUGACCGGCCGGGAGAAGGGCGGCGCGUUGGGAGGCCCCAGCCCGGGGGGGACAGUUGUGGACCAGUCCAGUGGCAAGAUCAUGGCAGCACGAACUGGUCAGGGGGCCUUGAAGAGGGUGGUCUCGGGCUACCGCCCGAAGUCGACGGCGGCGCUUGGAGGUCCGGCCCCGACACGAGGCCCCUCGAAGAGCGUCAGACAUCUGGCUUCCUGUGGUAUUUUGAUGACCAAAGUGCCUCCAUUACACAUUUCACUUGUGCCUAAGGAGAUCUCUACAAGAACUUUCUUCAAAAUUGCUGCCCCAUUAAUAAACAAAAGAAAAGAAUAUUCAGAGAGGAGAAUUAUAGGAUAUUCUAUGCAAGAAAUGUAUGAUGUAGUAUCUGGUAUGGAAGACUACAAGCAUUUUGUUCCUUGGUGCAAAAAAUCAGAUAUAAUAUCAAAGAGAUCUGGAUAUUGCAAAACAAGAUUAGAAAUUGGGUUUCCACCUGUGUUGGAGCGAUACACAUCUAUGGUAACCUUGGUGAAACCACACUUGGUCAAGGCAUCUUGCACAGAUGGGAAACUUUUUAAUCACUUAGAAACAGUUUGGCGUUUCAGCCCUGGCCUUCCUGGAUAUCCAAGGACUUGUACGGUGGAUUUUUCUAUUUCUUUUGAGUUUCGUUCACUUCUACACUCUCAGCUUGCCACACUAUUUUUUGAUGAAGUUGUGAAGCAGAUGGUAGCUGCCUUUGAAAGAAGAGCAUCCAAACUAUAUGGUCCAGAAACUAGUAUACCUCGGGAAUUGAUGCUACAUGAAGUUCAUCACACAUAAAUGAAAAAAGAACUGGUGCUGUCUGCUUAUAAUUAUGAUUUUAAUCUAGUUCACUUUUAAAAGUGCUUUCAUCACUGUGCUUUCAAAAGACAGGAAGUAGUUGUUAAACCUAGCUUAGUGUGUAAAAAUGACACCAUUGAAAAUGUGCACACAAAAUAUGCAACCACAUGUGCAUAGAAUUAUUUGCUUCAAUCAAGUGCAAUUCAGGGUAAUUUGUACAUUAGCAUGUUGUGUACUUAUAAUAAUGAGAUGUGGUUAUUAUUGUUAGAAUACUGGUAUCACUUUUCCCAGCACAAUUUCAAAUUUGUAAAUCAAAAAAGCAAUUGUAAUUACUACUUUACCUGAAAUAUUAGUUGUAUUUCUGCUCUGUGUAAUAUAUUCACGGUAUAUCAAGUUUAAGUUAUUAAAUCCAAAAUAUUUGUAACUUAUUAUUAUAGGGCCUACCUUGAUGGCCUGGGGUGUUUGAUAAUCAUCAGUGCAUCAUUACGGUAAAAACUUUGUGACCUGACAAUAUUGCUUAUGAGGGUAUGAAGCAUACUUUUAUAUAUUUUCAUAGUGAUCUUAUUAGCCUGAUUUUUAUUUUUUAUUUUUUGGUCAGUGGUCCAGAGCUUUAAGAUACUUUCCCAGUAGUUUGUACCCUUCCCCAGGUACCUACUUGGCUGCUCUUUCAACACUGUUGAGGGCCAAAUUGCAUCUACUACAGUUGACAACAGGUUCAGAUGGUUUGGUUGACAUUUCUGGCAGAUUGCAUCCCCGUAUUUUUAUUUAUAGAGUGCAUCCACUUUCAAUAAUGUAUUUUAAACUUUAACUGAUAUUUUUUUAAACAAAACAAUGUGAGCACUGAAGAGGUAACUUAAUAAAGUUAAAGCAGUUUGUUUA